Messenger RNA from Beauveria bassiana ARSEF 2860, 630 nucleotides. RefSeq names its product DJ-1/PfpI family protein. NCBI's taxonomy places the organism in Eukaryota, Fungi, Ascomycota, Sordariomycetes, Hypocreales, Cordycipitaceae. The record is from RefSeq and is a predicted model, not a curated record. The coding region runs from base 1 to 630 and encodes 209 amino acids. The transcript is spliced from 3 exons.
AUGUUUAACCUCACAAAUCCAUACCGCGCUAUUCAGGUUGGUGUUAUUCUGCUUCAAGGAGGACUUACGGAACUUAUUGAUGUGGCACCUAUCGAGCUCCUUACCCAUGUGAGCCAUAAAUUCGUUGACCCGCUACCGGAAGCUGUUGUCCCGAAUCACAUCAAGCAACAAGCGCAUGAAUUCCAGUUCCACUGGGUUUCCGAGGAAGGACCGGCUUUACCUAUACUAGAUAUUGUUAUCAUUGGCGCGACUGGCUCUGGAGACCCAAGCGAAACCGAAAUACAAUAUCUAAGACAGGCUUAUAAUGAUAGCUCCGCCUUUAUCAGCAUUUGCUUUGGGUUUCUAGGGCCACUGGCAGCUGGCUUGCUUGAAGGGAAAACCGUUACGGCGCCUCGUUUUGUCCUAGAUACGUAUCGGGCUCAGGUCCCACAGACGAACUGGGUAGACAAACGCUGGACAAGAGACGGCAAACUCUGGACUAGCGGCGCGCUAUUGAAUGGCUUAGAUGUAAUGUCUUCUUUCAUUCAGCAGACGUGGCCAAGUGGCAAAGGCACUCUAGUGGACAUGAUUAUGACAAUGGCGGCAUGGCCAAGCGGUAGUAGUAACUACAACACCACAAUGUGGACAUGA